Rhododendron vialii is the source of this 4434-nucleotide messenger RNA. Its product is annotated as protein CHROMATIN REMODELING 8. Gene Ontology annotation, biological process: transcription-coupled nucleotide-excision repair. NCBI's taxonomy places the organism in Eukaryota, Viridiplantae, Streptophyta, Magnoliopsida, Ericales, Ericaceae. The transcript has 8 exons. Gene Ontology annotation, molecular function: ATP binding; ATP-dependent chromatin remodeler activity. The record is from RefSeq and is a predicted model, not a curated record. Gene Ontology annotation, cellular component: nucleus. Bases 344 to 4030 code for a protein of 1228 amino acids.
CAUAAAAGGAAACGAAAACAGAUGAGGCGCAGGAUAUCGAGCGUGAGCCCUGCUCACGUUAGAAAUUAGAAAGAAUCGUCGACUUCGAGGCCCUUCCUCCGCAAGCUACCCCUAACUACGAUCGUCGACCGAGAUAAAAGCCUAGAAAUAAAUCGGGAGGGAGUCGACUCAGGAAUUGCUCGUUCGUUGAAUCUAGGGUUUCUGAGGAUUGAAUUUCUGUUGAAGACUGGAAUCACAAAAUUCGGUGGGAAAUCGGGAUUUAUUGGUCGCCGGUUCGAUCGGUUGGUAGGUACACAGAUAUAUACAUACAACGGGUGACUCUUGACUAAGGACGUGGCAAUAAAUGAAAGAAGAAGAGGAGGAUAGAGUUCUGCUAAGCAGCUUGGGUGUCACAUCUGCAAACCCGGAAGAUAUUGAACGCCAUAUAUUAGCAAAGGCAAGAAAUAAUGCUGGGGACAGUAGUGAACCUGGAGGAAGCAGGGAGGAGGAACUUCUUGGCUGUUCAGAAAACAAUGAAUUGCCGUCCACCAACCAUGCAGAACUAUAUAGCAAAUUAAGGGCUGUUAAAAUAGAAAUAGACGCUGUUGCAUCUAGUGUUGAACAGGUCAAGAACUUUGCAAGUAUUGAAAAUCACGUCUCUGAUGGCGAUGAUGGCUGGGGAAAAGAAGAUGAGGAGGAUGAUAAGAGUGCUGUCCAGGUUUCGCAUAAUAAUUUAACCCUCCAGCAGGCAUUGGCAACUGAGAGACUGAGAAGCCUGAAGAAAACUAAGGGUCAGCUUGAGAAAGAAAUUUCAAACUUGUGCAAGAACAGCCCUUCCAAGCUCAAUAAACAUGAUAGAGUGAUACAAGAACUUGUUAAAGAAGAACCAAGGCUGAAAUCAAGGUUGAAACAAGUUCAGAAGCCAAGCAAGAAUUCAAAAAAGCGUCAGAAAAUAGUUUCAUUUGAUGAAGAUGGAGAUUUUGACGCAGUGUUAAAUUCAGCAUCUGCUGGAUUUAUUGAAACAGAAAGGGAUGAGUUAGUGAGGAAAGGAAUUUUAACCCCCUUUCACAAGCUUAAGGGUUUUGAGCGUCGCAUUCAAACAGCUGGGCCAUCUGACAGACACAAUGUAAGUGAAGAGGAUAACAAGAGUGAUGAUCUUGCUUCCACCAGUAUAGCUAGAGCUGUGCAGUCUAUGUCAGAGGCUGCGCAAGCUCGUCCCACAACUAAGCUUCUCAAUUCAGAAUCCUUGCCAAAACUUGAAGCACCCACUCAUCCUUUUCAACGACUAAGAACACCUUUGAAGGUUCCUCGAUCACCUGAAAAGGAGACUGAUACGAACAAAGGCACAUUAAGGAAAAGGAAAAGACCAUUGCCUGGAAAGAAAUGGAGAAAGUUGGCUUCUAACGAGGGAAAUGAUCUGGACCAAUCUGAUGCAAAUGGUGAUGUGGCAACCUCCAGUUAUGAACAAGAAGACCAGGAGAAUGGUGAAGAUGUGGAUGGUAGUGAACCUCCUUUCGUGACACUUGAAGGUGGGCUGAAAAUCCCUGAAAGCGUUUUCAGCAAACUUUUUGACUACCAAAAGGUGGGGGUACAAUGGUUAUGGGAACUCCAUUGCCAAAGAGCUGGUGGGAUCAUUGGAGAUGAGAUGGGCCUUGGUAAAACAAUCCAGGUCUUAUCUUUUCUUGGAGCAUUGCACUUCAGUAAUUUGUACAAACCAAGCAUAAUUGUUUGCCCUGUUACACUCUUGCGUCAAUGGAAGAGGGAAGCGCAAAAGUGGUAUCCAAACUUUCAUGUGGAGUUACUUCACGAUUCUGCUCAGGAUCCAACUGUUAGAAAGAAGCGAUCCGAAUCUUGUGAAAGUGACUAUGAAAGUGAAGAUGUAGUUGACAGUGAUAGUGAACAAAAUUUGCGGUCAAAAAAAAGAAAGAAAUGGGAUUCCUUGAUAAAUUGUGUUCUGAGAUCACAAUCGGGGUUGCUGAUUACCACUUAUGAGCAACUACGUUUGCUAGGGGGAAAACUCCUUGACAUUGAAUGGGGUUAUGCAGUACUAGACGAAGGACACCGUAUUCGGAAUCCAAAUGCCGAAGUUACUUUAGUUUGCAAACAGCUGCAGACAGUUCAUCGCAUAAUAAUGACUGGUGCACCAAUUCAGAACAAGCUUGCUGAAUUGUGGUCAUUGUUUGAUUUUGUUUUCCCUGGAAAGUUGGGGGUCCUCCCUGUAUUUGAGUCUGAAUUUGCAGUUCCCAUAUCUGUUGGUGGCUAUGCUAACGCUUCACCCUUGCAAGUAUCCACAGCUUACAGAUGUGCAGUGGUUUUGCGUGACUUGGUCAUGCCUUACCUCCUCCGGAGAAUGAAGGCUGAUGUGAAUGCACAACUUACAAAGAAGACUGAACAUGUCCUCUUUUGUAGCCUGACUCCAGAGCAGCGAUCUGUGUACAGAGCAUUUCUUGCUAGCUCUGAUGUAGAACAGAUCUUUGAUGGAAGCAGAAACUCUCUUUAUGGAAUUGACGUGAUGCGUAAAAUUUGCAACCACCCUGAUCUGCUUGAGAGAGAACAUUCUUUCCAGAAUCCAGAUUACGGGAACCCUGAACGCAGUGGGAAAAUGAAAGUUGUUGCCCAAGUGCUGGAAGUGUGGAGGGAACAGGGUCACCGUGUUCUUCUUUUCACCCAAACUCAACAAAUGCUUGAUAUUCUUGAAAGUUUUUUGGUUUCUGGUGGCUACACUUACCGGAGAAUGGAUGGUAUGACUCCUGUAAAAUAUAGAAUGGCGUUGAUAGAUGAAUUUAACGACUCGGAUGAUGUUUUUAUCUUCAUCUUAACAACAAAAGUCGGUGGUUUGGGUACAAAUUUAACGGGUGCAAACAGGGUGAUCAUCUUUGAUCCAGACUGGAACCCUUCUACUGACAUGCAGGCUAGGGAGCGUGCUUGGCGUAUUGGUCAGACCAAAGAUGUAACGGUUUAUAGGCUUAUCACUCGUGGAACGAUUGAAGAGAAGGUGUAUCACCGACAGAUUUACAAACACUUUCUUACCAAUAAAAUAUUGCAGAAUCCACAGCAGAGACGGUUCUUCAAAUCCCGAGAUAUGAAGGAUCUCUUUACAUUGAAUGAUGAUGAAGAAAGUGGGUCUACCGAAACGUCCAACAUUUUCAGUCAAUUAUCUGGAGAUGUAAAUGUUGUUGGGGCUCAGAACGGUGACCAAGAUAAGCAGAAAUCUGUGAAACUACCAACAGCAAAUGCUGCUGCUGAUGCAGUUGAAAAAGGGAACGAUCCGGAGAUUGGACCAUCCAAAAGGAAGGGUAAAGGAAAAGCUGUCCUUAGUGAUGGCGAAGUUGAUGAAGAUGCGAAUAUUCUUCGGUGUCUUUUUGACGCUCAAGGAAUUCAUAGUGCUAUGAACCAUGAUGCAAUUAUGAACGCCCACGACGAAGAGAAGAUAAAACUCGAAGAGCAAGCUUCCCAAAUCGCUCAGAGAGCAGCAGAAGCACUACGCCAGUCACGAAUCCUUCGACGCCGGGAAAGCGUAUCCAUUCCAACCUGGACAGGAAAAGCAGGAGCCGCUGGCGCACCCUCCUCUUUGCCCCGGAAAUUUGGCUCAACCAUAAAUUCCCAAUUGACCACCAAUUCCAAACCCAUGGAAGAAUCAUCCAGCAAUGGAAUAGCAGCUGGGGCAUCUGCUGGGAAAGCGUUAUCCUCGGCUGAAUUACUGGCAAGGAUACGGAAGACCCAAGAAAGAGCGGUUGGUGAUGUGAUCGAACAUCAGUUCAGUGUGGGUUCUAGUUCUGGUGGUAGAGAGAGAGAUGCAAAUGGUAUGAUUUCUAGGUCAACCAAAAAUUUAUCUGGGGUGCAGCCAGAAGUGUUGAUACGACAGAUUUGUACCUUUAUACAGCAGAGAAGUGGGAGGAGUAGUUCUGCUAGUAUUGUGGAGCACUUCAGGGAAAGGGUGCCCUCGAAGGAUCUGCCCUUGUUUAAGAAUCUUUUGAAGGAGAUAGCCAUUUUGGAGAAGGGUUCUGAUGGGUCUUCUUGGGUUUUAAAGCCAGAGUAUCAACAACAGUGAAGUGUUAAACCUCAGAUUUGUAGGUGAUCUGUUGUUUCUCUUUAUUGCAUAUGUCGAACCAAUUGUUUUGGAAACCCAAUGAAAAAAAAGAAGAGUGGGAAUUGCUCUGGAGCUGCUUCAGUUUUGCUGAUAGCAGAUUUUUGAAGUGGGUUGAAUUUCCAAGAUGAGGACACGAGCGAGCCCGCUGCUCUGGGUUUUGCCCCUUCUCUAUUUUUUAGUUUUGCUAUUGCCUUUCUGCUAAUAUUAUCAAGGCGUCACAAACAUAGGUGAAUGGCUUAUGCUGUACAGAUUUAAUUGAAGGCGUAUGCCUCACUGAUUUUGUAAAUCUUUUAUUUGUGGAUAGAGGCUGAAGGAGAUCAGAGUUAAAUUGUUUCAAAAUGAAUGAAAUCUUUUAUUUGUGGAUA